AUGUCUCCCAGAAACCUUUCAACCCGACACAAGAGCCAGCGAACUGUUGCUCUUACCCCUCGAUCGAUCUGCUGUUGUGUGGGCUCGAUCGAUCUGUGUGCUCUUGCUCGAUCAAUCUGUGGGCUCGAUCGACCUGUUGUGGGCUCUUGGGCUCGAUCGACCUGCGGGCUCUUGGGUUCGAUCGAUCUGGGCCAACACUCUUCCUGGAACGUCUUUAUCGUUGAACUCAAUGGGAAGUAUUCCGACCCCAACAUUCAUCAUCCUGCAACGGAUCCGGGUCGGCAUCAGAUUGAUCGCGCCAACCAAGGAAGUCCUCGAGCAAUUGUUCUACCUUGGUUUCCCAGCGUCAAAAAACCGAAUACGAAGCGUUUCUCCAUAUCCAAGAUCAACGCCUUCUACGACUCUCAGCUCGUCGCCAACCAGUUGAACGGUGAAUAUGAAGCCAAUAACGACUGCAUGGAUGCCUACCUCAAGGUCGUGCAGGACCUAGCAAAAGAGUUUACCAGCUUUACGCUCAUCAAGAUACCUCGCAAUGACAACUCGUAUGGAAACGCAUUCGCCGCCCUCGCAUCAACGUCGGACCCUAACCUCAAAAGGUUGAUACUAGUAGGAAGUAUCGAUCGCCCAAGCAUCAACAAGCCUGACGUGACCAUGACAAUUACCGACGGCGAUCCGAGCAGUAUCGAGCCCAACACCAACUCAAGCCUCAUCAAAAGCGACGAAGAACCAAGUUCCAAAGAUAUAGAAGAAGUAGUUUGA
Messenger RNA from Microthlaspi erraticum, 759 nucleotides. The record is from the annotation of a GenBank genome assembly. Lineage: Eukaryota; Viridiplantae; Streptophyta; Magnoliopsida; Brassicales; Brassicaceae.